Messenger RNA from Nerophis lumbriciformis (worm pipefish), 529 nucleotides. RefSeq names its product putative methyltransferase DDB_G0268948. NCBI's taxonomy places the organism in Eukaryota, Metazoa, Chordata, Actinopteri, Syngnathiformes, Syngnathidae. Gene Ontology annotation, molecular function: S-adenosylmethionine-dependent methyltransferase activity. The record is from RefSeq and is a predicted model, not a curated record.
AACAUGCUCAUCAAGUUCAUUCUGAGGAAUCAUGUCGGUGAGAUUGUUUGAAGAAAGCGACCAUGCUUCAGCUUACCUGCGGUACAGAAUGACACCUGAGGAAAUGGUCACAAGGGUUAUGGACUUCAUGAAACCAAAGGUUGAAAAGAAGUUCAACCUCGCAGUGGAUGUUGGAUGCGGUUGCGGUCAAGGGACCGUACUCUUGGCCCCCUUCUUUGACCAGGUUGUUGGGACAGACAUUAGUCCUGCACAGCUGCACGUGGCUCAGGCUAAUAGUGCGUGGCCAAAUGUGACGUACAGGCAGUGUCCUGCAGAGGAACUACCGUUCCAGUCGAACCAGGUGGACCUCCUGGUGGCCAUGACGGCGGCCCACUGGUUUGACCGACAGCGCUUCCCGAAGGAGGUCGACCGUGUGCUGAAGCCCGGUGGCUGCCUGGCCCUGCUAAGCUAUGCCACAAAUGACAUGGAGCUGGAAUAUGGCGAAGCCACAAGUGCGCUUAACAACAUCUGUGAAGAGGUGAUCUUUUGA